UUCCGAUUCCCGUUCCAACGUUCCCUUUGCUUUGAUCUGCUCCGAUCGUAAAUGUAUUAAAGUAGUAAAGAUGGGUUGGACGGCGUUAUUUUGAUGAAGAAGCCAAAUAACUGUUUCAAAAUUUGUUGCUCUGCAAUUUACUUCUCAGAGAUUCUCUCUUAAUCAUGGCAGACGAUCAAAACAAUGACGAUCAGUGGCUGUAUGGGGAUUCUAUGGCGGAGUCCCAGGACGCCAACAACGAUGUCUCUGACGAAAAGAAACUAGGAAAAUCCGAACAUGAUUCUGAUAAGAAGGGGAUAGAGGAGUUAUCGCAGCCGGAAAAAGGACAAGAACAAGGAGAGGAUUCCACUACAGAACCUGCCUCUGAAAGUGCAGCAGAUGAGUCACGAACAGCAGAGGAGACUGAUGAUAAAAACGAUGGAGAAAUUGAUGAUGAUGACGAUGAUGACGACAGUGACGAUGAUGUCAAUGUAGUCAUUGGGGACAUCAAAACCACCCCAGCCACUUAUUCGAGCUUAAAUAUUAAAAGAGGAGGUCUUCUUACUUCUGCUGGUGGAAUUGAUAAAUUGAAGCAACCUGGGAAAUUCUCAAUUGAAGAAUUUGAACAAAUUGGCACUAUUAACGGUAUACCAACACAUGAGUACAACUUAGACUCUUUGGAGGACAAGCCAUGGAGAAAGCCUGGUGCUGACAUCACAGAUUACUUCAACUAUGGCUUCAAUGAAGAAACAUGGCGUGCCUACUGUGAGCGGCAGAAGAGGAUGCGAGUACAUGAAUCAGGAGUUGGCUUGGGUCCACUAGGUAGCACAUCAGCAGCUGCAGCAAAUGCACCUGGACCUACUCGGCCAGGUGCUAUUCCUGUUUCCAUAACCAAUGACAAUUCAAAAUAUAAUGCUGCUCUUGGCAUUCGUAAAGCAGGUCCACCUCCUGGCCGCAAGAUGGGAGGCAGCAUUGAUGUAAUUGGAAGUGGGGGUGGCACUCUAGCCUCACGUCGCAACACAGACAGAGACACCCCACCUAAAGAAAAUGUCAUUCAGGUAAUGACAGCUGAUAGAAGGGAAUAUAGUCGGAAGAACCCAGGGUUCCCAGAUAUGUCUGUACCUCCCCCAACAGGGCUACCACCUUCCUUUGAUGUUCCUCCUCCAAUACCAGUACCUAGUCCCUUCCCUCCUCAACCUCCUCCUCGGAUGCACCCUCCCCCUCCUGGACCAUAUGGACAAGAACAGUUUUAUUCCCCUGACACUGAUCCUUAUUAUCAAUCUUAUGAGCCUACUCAAGAGCAACAGUGGUUAGGACAUCAGGAAUCUUUUGGACCAAGAGAAGAACCUCACUCUGGAAUACCAGGACCUACAAGUUCCAAUCUUAAAUCCAAAGAUGAUAAAGAUAGUCCUAAGGCUAGCAGAGAUAGAGACCGAGAUCGAUCUGAAAGAGAGAAGGAGAAACAUAGGUCACAUAGACACCGUUCUAGAAGUCGAAGUCCAUCAGAGAGGAAGAGGAGACACAAGAGCAGAAGUCGUAGUCCUAACCAUCGCAGUCAUCGCAAGAAGAAGUCCAAGAAGUCAGACAAGACUAAGGAUGAAGACAGUGACUAAUACUGGUUUUCUGAUACAUUUCCAUUUGCUUACAACUUCUAAAUAUAAGUCAAUACAUUGAAA
Messenger RNA from Frankliniella occidentalis (western flower thrips), 1655 nucleotides. It is a transcript of the gene Fip1, whose product is annotated as pre-mRNA 3'-end-processing factor FIP1. The record is from RefSeq and is a predicted model, not a curated record. The transcript has 9 exons. Gene Ontology annotation, cellular component: mRNA cleavage and polyadenylation specificity factor complex. NCBI's taxonomy places the organism in Eukaryota, Metazoa, Arthropoda, Insecta, Thysanoptera, Thripidae. Gene Ontology annotation, molecular function: RNA binding. The coding region runs from base 165 to 1592 and encodes 475 amino acids.